Molecule: messenger RNA, 1658 nt
Organism: Rhodamnia argentea
Lineage: Eukaryota; Viridiplantae; Streptophyta; Magnoliopsida; Myrtales; Myrtaceae
Product: UDP-glycosyltransferase 87A1-like
Exons: 2
Coding region: 179-1552 (457 amino acids)
Molecular function (GO): UDP-glycosyltransferase activity
Source: RefSeq, a predicted model, not a curated record
UGUACGCAGAAAUGUGGGGGGCAUAUGAAACAGACUCUCUGCAAUUUUCUCCCCGCGCAGAGGGCAUAUCCGUAAUUUGGAGCUAUGGCCAUUACCUUAAUGACAUGGAGUUAUAUCCUUCUUCCUACCACCAUAGGUACGCGAGAGCAAACUUCUCUUCGACCAGAAUCCGAUUGACAUGGAAUCGGAGACGACCUCGGUCUGCCACGUGGUGGCCUUGCCUUACCCCGGCCGAGGCCACAUCAACCCCAUGAUGAACCUCUGCAAGCUCCUCGUCUCCAAGAAGCCCGACAUCCUCGUCACCUUCGUCGUCACGGAGGAGUGGCUCGGCUUCCUCGGCCCUGAGCUGAAGCCGGCCAACGUCCGCUUCGCCACUGUCCCCAAUGUCGUACCGUCGGAGCUCCACCGAGCCGAGAACUUCAUCGCCUUCUUCGAAGCUGUCCUCACGAAGCUGGAGGCUCCGGUGGAGCAGCUGCUGGACAGGCUGGAGCUGCCGGUGUCGGCCAUUGUAGCGGACACGUACAUGGCGUGGGCCGUUGGGGCCGGCAAGCGGAGGAACAUCCCGGUGGCCACGCUGUGGACGAUGUCGGCGUCGGUGUUUGCAGUUUUCCAUCAUUUCGAGAUGCUUCAGCAGAAGGGCCAUUUUCCGGUCGACUUGUCAGAGAGGGGAGACGAGGAAGUUGACUACAUUCCAGGAGUCGCUAAGAUCCGCCUCGCAGAUCUUCCUGCGAUCUUGAACGAAAAUGGGCGCCGGGUAUUGGACGGAGUCCUGGAGUCCGUCGCCUGGGCCUCCAAGGCCGACUACUUCCUCUCCACCUCCUUCUACGAGCUCGAAUCCCCUGUAAUGGACGCCCUCCAAUCUCGACUCCCAGCGCCCGCCUAUUGCGUCGGCCCCACCAUCCCCUUCUUGGACGGCGAGGGAGCCGGCGACGUGGCUUAUCUCCGGUGGCUCGACUCUCAGCGUGGAGGGUCGGUCCUGUACGUCUCUUUCGGGAGCUUCCUCUCGGUGUCCAAGGCUCAGAUGGAGGAGAUGGUGGCCGGGGUGCGGGACAGCGGGGUGCGGUUCCUGUGGGUGGCGCGUGGGGAGACGUCGCUGAUCGGAAGCGCAUGCGCAGAGGACAUUGGCCUGGUGGUGCCCUGGUGCGAGCAGCUAAAGGUCUUGUGCCACCCUUCGGUGGGCGGGUUCUGGACCCACUGCGGGUGGAAUUCCACGCUGGAAGCCAUCUACGCUGGGGUCCCCAUGCUGACGUGUCCUAUAUUGAUGGACCAAGUUCCCAACGGCAAGCAGAUCGUGGAGGACUGGAAGAUCGGGUUGAGGUUCAAGAAGGAAUGCGGCGGCGGCAGCCACGACGGUGGUGUUGAGAAUAUGGUCACGCGGCAAGAAAUUGCACGGCUGGUGAGAAAGCUCAUGGAUGUGGAGAGCAGCGAGGGGCGAGAUAUGAGGAAGAGAGCAAGAGAGAUGCGAGAGUCAUGCAGGCGGGCCGCGGCGAGAGGCGGGUCAUCGGAUCGGAACUUGGAAGAAUUCAUCGGUGAUAUUUCGAGGGCCGAAUGAAUCCAAUUGAAUGAUUGAUAUGGUGGGGGUUAAGUUUGUUUUGUAUUUCCAAACAACUAUUUUAUUUUGUUCCACCACACGUCAGGUUUGAUUGAACAUACGUACA